Zygotorulaspora mrakii is the source of this 1344-nucleotide messenger RNA. It is a transcript of the gene ATG23, whose product is annotated as Atg23p. The record is from RefSeq and is a predicted model, not a curated record. The transcript has a single exon. The coding region runs from base 1 to 1344 and encodes 447 amino acids. Lineage: Eukaryota; Fungi; Ascomycota; Saccharomycetes; Saccharomycetales; Saccharomycetaceae.
AUGGGAUUACAGGAUGUUUUGAGACAAAAUGCGGAAAUCACAGAUUUCUUGAAGCAGCUUGUGGAGAUUCACGCGCAUGCCCUGAAGGAACAAGCUUUAUCGUCGGAGUUAUAUAAGAUUAGAGGAGACAUCCUUAUUUGUUUCAAUGAUCUCUGCAGGUUGAAUGAAAUGCUGAUAGCGUGUGACGGUGAAAUCAAGGAAGAAAUAGAUGUGCUGAAGCGUGCAAAGGCAAAGUUUCGCAAAUUGGGCCAAAAAGAGCAGCUCUUGGCGAGUGAAAGAGGAAAGUGGGCGGAAGUGAAGGAGAAUGCUGACAAAGUGACACUGGAUACUACUGCUAGCUCGACGAGUUCUGUAAGCGUUAGUUCCAACUAUCGUCCCUUCCUGGACCAAUAUAUAGAAUUGGUUGGGGCGCAGCAGACCACAUUGGCACAAGAAGAUACCGAUUCCCUUGCAGAAGAGACUGAGGAUGAUCCAAAAAAACUCAUUGAGUCUGUUCAAUUACUCGAGAAGUGUCAUUCUGAUAAUUUAAAGGACAUUCAGAAGCUGGAGCAGCUGAUGAAAACGUUUAUGCGUGAUCGGCAGUUCGUUGAAAAAGAAUUGAAAUUGCAAAACGGUAAAAUACGACGUAACACAAGACACUGGGAUGAAGAGUUGAAGAAGGUAAGACAGUCUAGGGAAAAGGUUUUGGUGAGAGUUGGUCUUUUAUCAAGUGAUUUACAGGAAUCUUCCUUAACAAAAAGAUUUUUUAAUUUUAAUUUUACCAAGGGUAAAGAUGAAAAGCUGCAAACUGAGGUGUCCGACAUCACAAGUCAUUUUAUGGAAUUCACCGAUAUGAAAAUAUUUUCAUUGCAAGAUCAACUGACUCACAAGAAGGAAGACUCUUCUCGUCUUACAAAUCGAAGAAAUAUAUGGAAUGAUUGUAUGCAAUGCGUCAAAAAUUUAGAAGAUCAACUAAGCUUUGCAUUAUCCAACAGUGACGAUUUAGUUGAUUCAUCAUCCAAAGUUAUAACUUGGCUCAGAGAAGCUAUUGAUUAUUUAAAUAAUCUCGUAAGAGCAACAGACUUUGAACUUUUGACAAAACUUGUUAAUAAUGAGAAGGAGGUCAUUGAGAAGGCCUAUAAUGAAUUUCCUAAAAGUGAAUUGAAAAAAACACUAAUGCCAAAUACCAUUUCCCAUUCUUCCUCACCUCCAAGACACCAUCCGACUCCACCGUUUUCUGUGGCGAGUAAGUCACCACCAAAAAUCGGAAUUUCUGAACUUACGGUCAACUUAACAAGUAAUGAGAACGCUUACGAAUUGAGCAAUAAAACUUUGAUGAAAAAUAAGUCAAAAAAAAAGGAUUAA